CGUACCCUACUCAGUUGCGUCCACAACAUGCACUAGAAUAGCCGCAAGCGCUUCCCGCUCGUCGAGGCUCGUUUACUUCGUGAACUGUUACUACAUAAACGCUCAUGGAAUUGUGUAAUCGCAUCUCGUACGUCAUCUAAAUUCGUGGCGACCGGUACGCUCAAAUUUAUUAAUUUCCUAAUUUUGUUAUCCAUUUGAACUCCGGUCCAGUUUUAUAGCAGCGCUUGUGUCGGCGACUCGUGUGUUUUGAUCGUUUGUGUGCUUUAACUUAUUUAACUUUUUUUAUCGUAACGAGCACUGACAUGUGAUAUCAGUGAUAAGCGAAGUGUCGAACGAGAUAAGGUGUUUAGUAAUAUUAGCAUGCUACACCAGUGUAAACGUAUCCCGCUUAGUUGAUAGCAUAAAGUGUUUUUUUAAUUAUAAACCUAGUGAUCUAAUUUGAAACAUAAUGUGUAUAUGACUGAUGCGCCAGCGCCGGUAUAAGUGUAACGCUGGGCCUAUUUUCGUAGCACGGAAAUAAGAGCGGCAAAAGGAGCAAAAAGCUAUGUCUGCUUGAAAAACUUGAGGACGUUGUGUUGAGUGUAUUUCUGUCUGUUGUGGGCCGAUGUAUACAACCGCUUAGUGAUUCCGUGUUUGCUCUACCAAUAAGAUGAAGAAACGAACGAUAUCGAAGCUAAAAUCGUUGUUUGGUUCCAAGAAAGGUAAACGGAAACAAGAAGAAGUAUCAGCAAAGUCGUCUCGUUCCGCAUCCCCAGAGCCGGCGGGGGACAGUUCCCCGUGCGAGUCGUACCGGCCGCUGCUGAGAACGCCCCCGCCGAGCCAUGUGGGGCCACCGCCUUCACCACCGGUGCCCACCAGCCCCGUGGCCCCUGUGGCGCCACAGCCUGCAGGCCCGCUGCCUCUCAUGCCCUGCCCCGUUUGCGCCCGCACCUUCGUGCCACAGUCUCUCGCCAAACAUGUGAAAAUUUGCGAAAAGACCAUGGCUAAGAAGCGAAAGACCUUCGACUCAUCGAGGCAGAGACGUGAAGGGUUAGCAACAACGAGCCAUCCCAGUUCCGGCACAGAUUUGGAACAGUACUUGCCAAAGAAUUUCGGUCUUCCAGAGAACAGCCCCUUCCUCGAGAAGAGCCCGCCGAACACAGCCAAGCCGACGCCCAAACCCAAACCUCAGUCAGUAAGGAGCACAAUAAAAAAGCCAACAGCGGAGCUACAGCGGUGCCCGCACUGUUCCCGAGCAUUCGGCGUGCGCGCGUUCGAGCGGCACGUGGAAUGGUGUGCGGACAAGGCGAAGAUCCUGCCCGCUGCCGCCGCUGCGCCGCCGCCUCCGCACAUCGCCGAUGCCAAGCAGCGCCUUAACGCCCGCACACAGUACAAGGCGCCUCUCGCCCGCGGCAGAAAGUCGUCGCAAUCCCGCGACAAAACAGCCAGCCGUUCCACAUCAGUGGACUCUUCGCGCGGGAUAUCGCCCCCGCCGCCGCGAGAGUUUGGCGACUACAAGCAGGGACGCACCAGAGCAUCCGAGUCAAUGUCGAGUAACGAUUGCCACGAAGAGAGCGCACCUCAUGUGCCUGUCAUAAGAAAUUCAAGAACAACUCAGAAUAACUCGGGCGAUGCCAACGUUAAGGCGAGACAGGCGAGACUCGCGAGAGACAUUAGUAGUACUAGAAACUCCCGAAAUUCCAAAUGUUCCUUACAAAGUAACGCCGAUCCAAUAUUAACCAAUAAACCAUCUUCAAGUAACAUUAGAAAUCGAGUAAAUGUAAAAAAAAAGCAACAACUAAAAAAGCUCGAGGAAAUCACUAAUAAAUAUAAUGAAAGAAAAGAAAAGAUUAUUGAAGAAAAAAGCGGAUUACCUAAACUUACUGAAGAUAGCAAAAGUCAAAUACCUGUUAUAAAGAAAACUGUUUUGCAAAAAAGACGUUUGAACAAAACAACGACUAAUUCAAGUGAAUUAGGAAGUCUCAAAGAAGACGAUAAAGAUACAUUGCGUUCGGCGCAAAAACAAAAAGUUGAUAAAAGAAAUCCGUCAUCAACAAGGAAACAAAAUGAUAAGCCGGAGAUGCCAAAGACCAAAAAGCAUAAUGUUAAAGAAAGUACUAUGAGUUUGGACAGUCUCGACGAUGUUCAAAGUAACAAGAGUAACAACAAAAACUGUCAGUCUAUCGGUAUUAACACUGAAUUGUUUUGUCCCAGUAUUCCUUGUAAAAUUUAUAGCAGCCAAGAACAAGCCAAAGAGGAAAAGAAAAAAACAAAAUAUUAUGUGAAAGAACUAAACAUGCAGAAGAAUUCAAAUUCCCUAAUCUCUGAUACUUCGGUAGAACUUUUAUAUAAAAACCCAAAAAUGGCAAUAUCUUAUGAUAUGGAAUCAAAAGAAAUAAGUGAAUCGCAGCUUGAUUUAAAAGAAGUAACUCAUAACAGUACAGAUUUACAAGACGCUGUGUAUGUACAUGAAACAGAAAAGUGUUCGAAUAAUAGCCUCGCAACGACUGUAUCAACUAAUGAAGAAUCCCGUGAUAAAGAAACUGAAAAUAAAUUUGACGAAAUAAAUAAUUCGUUCGAAGAAUUUGAAGAAAACAACAAUGAACAUGAUCUAAGUGCUGAAAUUUUUAAUGAUUCUGUUGAAGAUUUUCGGCAACCGUCAACAAAUAAUGAAAUGAGUCGUCAUGGAAGUGGUGAUACCUAUACGAAGAUAACGGAAGGCCCUACUGAAUUGGAAGAGUUUUUUAAUAUAACAGAUGAAAUAAUAAACAGUAAAACUGCAGAAGAUAAGUUUGACAAGGAUAUGGAUGGCUUGCAUACACCCAACACAAUUUCUAUUGAAGCUUUAAAUAAAACAGAUUUACAACAACAAAAUGUUGACAAGCAUGAAUUUUCUGAUGCAUUAGAGGAAUUAAAAAGUGACUUAAAAGACAUAUUAAUUAAGACGACUGAUGUUAACAGUGAUGACACAAAAACGACCAGACACGACAUGGAACACAUCACAGUUUUCGAACUGAAGUUCUAUGAAAAAGAAUUUGCUGAAGAAAUCCAAACUUUAGAAGAAGUUAAACCCAAAUUAAAAUUGCCUUCUAUCUCUGAAACAAAUAAUUUGAUGACAAAAGAACAAUCCCAUAGAAAAUUGUUGAAAACGACCAAAUCAAGUAAAAAAUAUAAAAGCUUUAACAAAGAAACUCGGAAUAGUAUAGAAAACAAAACGUUUAUAGUCAAUGAACAUCAAGGAGAUAAUAGUGAUGCACAUUCAAUUUCCUCAGAAGCACCUCCAUUAAAAUUACCUAAAAUAGAAAAAAAAAGCAAUAAUAAUGUAAAGGGCGAAAACCUUUUCCCAUCCUCCGUCAAACGCUCCACAUCCCUCCUUGAUUCCAUACAGAAGAGAGGCACACUCAAGGCGGACACCUCGAAGAACCGCCAUAAAGCGGACCUGCUUGAACAAGAUAUAAUGCAGUCUCUCAAAGACUUUGAUAAAUUCUAUGAGUCGGAGAGAAUAGAAAACAAUCAACCCAAUAAAGAGUUAAUAAGCAGCUCCAAGAAUGUUCACAAUACGACCAAAAAGGAAUCCCGAAUGAAGAUCGAAAAGAAAAACAAUAAAAAUGAACAAAUGUCGAAUGGUCAUUUCUCCCCUGGAGGAAAACCCAGCAACGAUUCAGCGUAUAGCAGGUUAGUCAGCUUAAACAGGAUAUCUCCAUCAAAAUUAUCGCUGUGUAACUCCAAAGAGCCGACCGACUCUGCAACACCGGAACGAAGCCAAGCCGGCUCUGAGUCGGUCGAAAGUCACAAGGACGAGGUCAGGUCCAUCUCCAGCGACGAGUUCCUCGCUAUGGAGCGAUCUGCAGAGAUGAGCGAGCCAGUACCCAAAAUCGAUGCACAAUACAAAGAUCUCGGCAGUCACACGUUAAGCGACAAGCGUGUCAGUUCGCGAGCGUCGUCUCAGCGUAGUGGGGUAUGGAGGUCGCGGCAGGAGUUGAGUUCGAGUGGGUCGGAGUCCUCUGUGCACGCUGAGCCGCCGCCCGCCCGCCUCUCGCGCUUCUGUCACGAGUGCGGUAGCCGCUUCCCCGUCGACUCCGCCAAGUUUUGCAUCGAGUGCGGCGUGCGCCGGCUGCUCGUCUAACUGCACUGUGACACAUCUAUCUGAGCGUUCUCUAGUCUAUGACGUGUGACGUCACCGUGGCGGGAAUUUACGAGGGUAACAGUUGGUGUCACCCGAAGUCAAAAUUCGAUCUUUUAUCAGAAAUUGAUUGUUUUAAUUACUUUAUGAAAUGGAAUAGAAAAAUUAUUCAAUCACCCUCUAAGUACAUCACUGUUUUGAUUGCUAUUGCAAUCUUUAGGUAGGUUAAUUUGAAUCAAAUUAAUUAUAAAUAGCGCGGAUGCAAAAAUGGUUCAAGAUCGAAUAUUGAUUUUGGCCCUCAAUCAAUCGGUAAUAAACGAAUUUGUGAAAGAUUUAAUGAUAAUAACAAAUGCUGAUGAAAAAUCUCAUUUUAUAUCAGUUUAAAAUCUUUCGAACUCGAUUUUUAUUACUUGGUGGUUUAUAAUUUGUUUGCUAAUAUUUUAGUUCAUGUUAUGGAUGGUUUAUUUUUGAGUCGGUAAGCAACUGAGAUAGUUUGAAUUAAACAAUUUAAAAUCUGAAUACGAAUUCGUCAAUAGUAAUUUUAUUUUGUCUUAUCAAUGCAAAUCGCACAAAAAAUGCUUGUAUUUAUAUAGAUUUUAAUUUAAAUUCACAAUUAACGACGAAAAGCUGAGUCUGCUUUGAUUUAAUUGUAAUAUAGGUCAUAUUUAAUUAAUAAGUAGUUUUUACUACUUGCUAUUUAACAAUAUGUUGUUUCUAAAUUUAUGAAAUAUGGUUUACCAUAUGAAAGUUGUGCCUUAACUGUGUAGUAUUUCUUCCUAAGGCGAUAACACUAAUUCCUUUUGAGUAAGUUUUUUUCUCUAUAACAUACUAUUCCCGGCAGCAUUUUUAAAAAUUAAGCAUCUGUGAUAUAUGGUCUUUUCGGUUUUAAUACUUAUCCAAGUAUUUCCUUAGAAAUUGUGACUUUAACUAUUCUUAAGUGCCAAUAAUUUUGGUUUUUAAUACAUUUUUGUGUAGGUUUUUAUAUUUUAUUUUUGUUUUGCACUUGUUAACAAACAAGGAUAUUGUUUUUAUUUUAUGAUUUUAAUACCCAUGCGAACAAAUUCUAAAUAAAAUCUCGUCUGCAUAUAGUUUAGCCAUUUUAACAAGACUGAUUUAAUUUUUGGAAUAUCAAUGAACCUUACUUUAACCUGUAUUGUUUUAAUGUCUUUAUUGUGAA
Molecule: messenger RNA, 5279 nt
Organism: Papilio xuthus (Asian swallowtail)
Lineage: Eukaryota; Metazoa; Arthropoda; Insecta; Lepidoptera; Papilionidae
Exons: 11
Coding region: 650-4105 (1151 amino acids)
Source: RefSeq, a predicted model, not a curated record